AUGCAAAUUCACAAGGCAUAUUCACCAGAGUGCGGAUUCGUCCGCAAUCAAAAUUGCGGCAAUGUGCCAAUGAAAAGACAGAGCCGCUUGGGAUCAAGAACAGUUAGCAAAGAAGCAAAUUCGAAAUAUGAUACUUACGAAUCCAGAUUAGGCACAUUCGCAACAUGGCCUAAUACACAUAUAAAAAGUGAAGAAUUAGCCGAUGCAGGCUUCUACUUCAACGGAGUAAAUGAUACGGUUGUCUGUCACCAUUGUGGAAUUGCUAUGGACAAUUGGAGUCCAGGAGAAGAUCCGUGGAAUCGACAUGCAAUUUCGUCUCCUGGAUGUUGUUAUACAAUCAAAGCACGGGGUUUGGAAUAUAUUAAGAAUGUAACAGGCCAAGACUUCUACGAAACUCCUACAGAAGCACGAAUAGAAACUACAGUUGGCAAUCAUGAGAGAUCCCAUGAUGAAAAUGAAACUGACGAGAUGACUCUCGUUGAGAAAUGUGCUGCUCUGGAACAAGAAAAUCAGGAAUUGGAGGAUGCUCGAUCGUGUAAAGUUUGCAUGAGACGAGAAGCAACAAUUGCAUUCCUACCUUGCGGACAUCUCGCAACAUGUAAUUAUUGCGCCCCUGCUUUUCUGAAAUGCAUAAUUUGCCGGGAAGAAGUUAAAGCUGUAGUUCGUAUAGCUUCUGCUUAA
Molecule: messenger RNA, 681 nt
Organism: Bombus pascuorum
Lineage: Eukaryota; Metazoa; Arthropoda; Insecta; Hymenoptera; Apidae
Product: baculoviral IAP repeat-containing protein 3-like
Exons: 3
Coding region: 1-681 (226 amino acids)
Source: RefSeq, a predicted model, not a curated record